Centrocercus urophasianus (Greater sage-grouse) is the source of this 1116-nucleotide messenger RNA. It is a transcript of the gene PLN, whose product is annotated as phospholamban. Gene Ontology annotation, cellular component: sarcoplasmic reticulum; membrane. The record is from RefSeq and is a predicted model, not a curated record. Bases 934 to 1092 code for a protein of 52 amino acids. Gene Ontology annotation, biological process: negative regulation of heart rate; negative regulation of ATPase-coupled calcium transmembrane transporter activity; negative regulation of calcium ion import into sarcoplasmic reticulum. NCBI's taxonomy places the organism in Eukaryota, Metazoa, Chordata, Aves, Galliformes, Phasianidae. Gene Ontology annotation, molecular function: ATPase inhibitor activity. The transcript is spliced from 2 exons.
UGGUACUCUGACACAGUGACUGGCUGUGUACUGAUGUUUUGUCCUCCCUGAGAUUUCUCUGUUUCCCUGAACUGGUGAUGGUUUCCCACCUGUGAUGCCCAGCCCAUACUUUAGAGCAGUACUUUACAGUCUUCAGUCACUGCUCCUGAAAACGAACUCAGCAUCAUAAUGUACAGGCGUCUGCAAGUGAGCAGAACAUCUAAGCCCACAGAAAUGGGCUCAUUGUGUACAGGGAAUUACUGCCCUGGGAACAGGCAGAAGCCAGUGAAGAGCUCAGCGCACUAUGCCUUUUGAGCACCUUCACUAUUUAGAUGGAUGAGAACAGGUACAGCAUUCAACAAAGUUGAAAAACAGUGCUAGGACCUAAGGUCCUGUGCACUUUGUUCACAGUGAAGUUAAGACCAACAGGAGCUUAAGUCACCGUAAAAAAUCCAAAGUUCAGAUUUUGGAGAUACCAUCACAUGGAAUCACCUAAAAGUAUAUUAUAAAAAUCCAUGCAUAAUGUGCUUCCUUUCAGAAGCCUUUUUUUUUUUUAACAUACCGGUGCUGCCAUUGGUAUUGAAAACACAUGUAUUCUGCUGAUAUAAUGCCAUCUAACUUUAGAGACCCACAUGGAAAGUUUAAAAAGAGCCUGAAAAAUGCUUUUGUUUCAUUUUAAGGUUCUUUCAUUUUAGACAUACCGACAUACCUGAAGACAAAUUCAUGGGUGACAAAACAUCUCUGGGUCAGUCAAAACGUCCUAUAAUUCAUGCGGCAGAUACCUAAGCAAGUGUUUACCUUUACCUGACAUGUAUGAAAGAGAGGAAGGCAGCUCCACAAAGGCUGUCUAAACAAAAAGAGAAGAUAACAGGCACUUUUCACUGUUCCUGAAAACUCCACUCCUAUCCUGCACUUCUAAAACCUCUGAUUUGUGCCCUCUGCUUUCUUGCUGCCAUGGAGAAGGUCCAAUACAUAACCCGCUCUGCUCUGAGGAGAGCCUCAACUAUUGAGGUGAACCCACAAGCACGCCAAAGGCUCCAGGAGCUCUUUGUGAAUUUCUGCCUGAUCUUAAUUUGCCUCUUGCUGAUCUGUAUCAUUGUGAUGCUCAUCUGAAGUUCCAGCACUUCUCUGCACUGU